Molecule: messenger RNA, 1428 nt
Organism: Cicer arietinum (chickpea)
Lineage: Eukaryota; Viridiplantae; Streptophyta; Magnoliopsida; Fabales; Fabaceae
Source: RefSeq, a predicted model, not a curated record
AUGAAUAAUUCGUCAGCUCAUUCGCAAAGUGUGGAGGGUACUCAAUCUACACAAAGAAAUGGUAGGUGUGGUACAUGUAUGGCAAAGUUGAAACGUAAAUAUAUGAUAGGUAAGAAGUUAUCGAUUGAUUUAGAUCCAUUGACUAGAUUACCUUCGCGGAUAAAUAGGAAAAACUUUAAGGGUCAUGUUGCUUCCCUUGCUCGAAGCUUUGUCAGUAUUUUGGUGGAUAAUUGGGAUGACGUAGAUAGCGACUUGAAAAAUCAGAUAUGGGAAGCUAUUAAGAUGAAAUGGGAUAUUCCUGAUUCUGAUUUUUUGAAAAAGAAAUGGAUUUCAUAUGCUGGUGAACGUUGGAGGGCAUUUAAAACUAGUUUAGCAUCCAGAUAUUUAAAUGGUGGGAAUUUGAGUCACAAGUCUCCUCUUGAGGCAUAUACUUAUCUUGAUAAGGACAUAUGGAAGGCGUUUGUUCAGAAGCGACAGGAUCCUUCCUUUGUGGAGAAACGAAAGAAGGCACAAGUGAUCCAAUCUCAUAAUAAAUACCAUCACCUAAUGUCUCGUGGGGGAUAUGAGUUGCUUACUGAAAGAUUGAUCAAUGAAAAAAUAAAGCAAAGACAAGAAUCAUUUGGUAAUUCAAUACUUGCACCUCCAUCUCCACCAUCACGCCAUGAAAAAUGGAACAGAGCCCGACAACAGCCAUCGGGAGAUUACUCAUCAGAAGAUGCUCGUGUCAUUGCAGAAAAAAUUGUAACACAAGUAGUUCAAGUGAUCAAUGGUGGUGGUUUCAUAAACUAGCCCUGGUUGAAAUGGUUCAGAUGUUGUUAUUUCUCUGCUCCAUAGUCAUAAGGUGUUGCAACUGACCCUGAAUCCGUGGAUUCAUUGGUUGAACAAACGUCUCAAGGAACCUUUGUUCCACAUCGACGUACAAAUAUCUUGCCAGCGGCCAUUGGGAAACCUAAGCACCCUGGUCGUGUUCGUGUUGUUGGUCGAGGUGUGGGGAUUCGACAAUACUUUGGAUCUCGUUCUCAUUAUGCCUCUACCCCACCAGCUUUCAGUAGCCACCAAAUAGAGGAGCUUACUAACGUGAUUAAAAAUAAAGUGUUGUUGGAGCUAUCACAACAAAACCCAAAUUUGUUCAUGAAGAGAAGUUUUUCUGUUGAAUUACCUAUACCAGAGGAUGAGGACGAUGAUAUUCCAGAACAGUGUAAAUUGUAUGUUGAUAACAAUGAUUUUGUAGUAGCAUAUGCUGAUGCGUACAAGUUAGGGCCCACCUUACACAAUCAGUUGUUAGAUAAUGAUAUGGUUAGGGUGUUGGUUACCAAGGUUUUAGAUGCAAAUGAUCAAGUACAUAUACCCACUGAUGAGGUGACAACAGUUGGUCAUGCUUCAAAUACUUUCAUUCAAUGGCCAAAAAGACUUUUGCGGCUUGUUUCU